AUGAUGAAUGCAUGCUUAUCACAGGCAACAGAUCCUACUGGUCAAAUAUUAGUAACGACAAAUGCGCAACAAGCUUUAAUAGACAAAUUGCAAUCGACUGAGACUUUAUCAGGUUCAAAAUCACCUACCAAAGAAAAAAAUCAAUUCACUGAUGACUAUCAUCCGACCGGAUCAUCAUCCGACUCUGGUACGUCAAUAAUCAUAAUGAAAUCAAGACUUAAAAGUAAACAACGAGGCGUACUUUCAUCAUCUAGUAAUGAUAGCGACAAUGAUAGUGAAAUGGUAUCUAAACGAAAAACUGGCCGAAAAAAUAUUCGGAAAAUAAUUCAUGAUAAAGAUUUAAAUGUAAAAACAAAAUAUGCUAUUGAAGAUGAACAUCAGCGUCGAAAACGUUUAGCUAAAAUACAAAAAUUACGCAAUAAUAUUCUACUUAGACAAUCAUCUUUUAUACCAAAUAGUAAAAGUUAUAAUUCAGAAAAGCCAAAUCUUUGUUUAAUACUCGAAUUCGAUAAAAAAACAAAUAAGUCUAUUAUUGAAGUUUCACCAAAAUUAGUUGCACAUCUAAAAAAACACCAAUAUGAUGGAAUAAAAUUUCUAUGGAAUAAUGUCUAUGAAUCAAUUGAUGUAAUAAAAACUAAGCAACAAAAUACAAAUGGUUGUAUUUUAGCUCAUUGUAUGGGUUUAGGAAAAACAUUACAAGUUAUUUGUUUUAUUCAUACUGUUUUUAAUUACACUUUAAAUUGGUCAAAUGAAUUUAACUAUUGGUUGAAAGAUAUUGAACCAUCGAUUAAUCAUUAUCAAUUAACAACAGUUCAACCUGAUUUACGUGGCGAGUAUCUAAAUAAGUGGCAUGAAAAUGGUGGAGUUCUUAUUAUGGGUUAUCAGAUGUAUGUGCGAUUAGUAAAAGGUGUUGGAAUCGAAAAUAAAAAAAUUCAAAAUGAUGCAUAUCAUUGUCUUGUUGAUCCAGGACCGGAUAUUGUUGUUGCCGAUGAAGGUCAUAUUUUAAAAAAUGCUCAAACAUCUAUUGCAAAUUGUUUAUCAAAAAUUAAAACAUCUCGUCGUAUUGUUUUAACUGGAACACCAUUACAAAAUAAUCUUCUUGAAUAUUAUUGUAUGGUAUCAUUUAUUAAACCAAAUUUACUUGGUGAUCAAGCUGAAUAUACAAAUCGUUUCGUUAAUCCAAUUCAAAAUGGUCAAUAUAGUAAUUCAAAUGAACAAGAUGUUUAUUUAAUGAAACAACGUGCUUAUGUUUUGAAUGAACUUUUAACUGGUUUCGUUGAUCGAAAAGAUCACUUAUUACUGAAAGAAUAUAUACCACCGAAAUUUGAAUAUAUCAUUAAUAUACGAUUAAGUAAUUUACAAUCAAGAUUAUAUUAUCUAUACUUACAAGUAAAAGUUGCUCAAAAACAACGUUCACCUGUAUUAAAGAAAGAUUUUAAAUCAGCAAAAUUAUUUGCUGAUUAUCAAUAUUUGCAAAAAAUAUGGACACAUCCAUUUUUACUCUAUCCAUAUUUUAUUAACCGUCGGAAAAAAGGACUCGAGGAUAAUGAUGAUGAUUUAAUCAAUGACAAUGAAUUAGAAGAUAUGUUUAUUGAUAAUAAUGAACUAGAAACUGUUUAUAGUGAUGAUGAAGAAAAUAAGUCCCCAUUGGAAAAUAAAUUGAAUGAAUUUUCAAUGAACAAUAUUCGAAAUGAAGUAGAUGAAUAUAAAUCCCUGGCAUCAGAAACAAGAAAACAUAGAACUUCCACUUCGUCGACAGCAACAAUUGAUUCUAAUUCAACAUCAAAUGAUAGUGAUGAAUAUAUUGAUAUAGGUAAAGAUAAUUCAACGCAAAACAGAUCAUCAUCAACAACUGUUGACUCAAGCAAAACUAAUAUAGAAAAUAAUGAAAAUUCUCCAGAAGGAAUAACUUAUAAUGAUAAUGAAAAAGAAAAUUCUAUUAAACCAUGGUUAGAUAAAAUGCGCAAGCAAUUUUGGUUUUGUUACUUAGAUAGUUUACCCAAUCAAAGUGAAUUUGAUAUAGAAUUAAGUGGAAAAAUAAUAUUAUUAAAAUCAAUUAUUGAUAAAUGCGCUGAAAUCGGCGAUAAACUUCUUGUAUUUUCACGUAGUUUGUAUUCAUUGGAUUAUAUUGAAAAGUUUCUAAAACAUUUACACAUUCAAGAUGAAAAACAAUAUCAAACUCUUUUAUCAGAAAAGAAUAAUCGCAGUAUACCUACAUCAGUACAAUGGGUUUCUGAAAAAGACUAUUUCAGAAUCGAUGGUAAAACAAAAAUUAUAUUAAGAAAAAGUUAUAUAGAAGCAUUUAAUGAUCCAUCGAAUUCACGUGCUCGAUUAUUUCUUAUAUCAACAACAGCUGGUGGUAUUGGAAUUAAUUUAACUGCUAGUAAUCGAAUUAUUGUUUUCGAUGCAAGUUGGAAUCCAUGUAACGAUGCUCAAGCGUUAUUUCGUUCAUAUCGUUUCGGUCAAAAGAAAUCAGUUUACGUCUAUCGAUUUGUAUCGCACGGCACAAUGGAAGAAAAAAUUUAUCAACGACAAGUUGUUAAACAAUCAGUUUCAAAACGUGUGAUUGAUGAUCAUCAAAUAGAUCGGCAUUUUACUUGGAAGGAUAUAAAAGAAUUAUAUGAUUUUCAAUUAGAAGAAUUACCAAAAGCGACUCAAUCGACAUUAACAUAUUCAACAGAGUCAAAUACUGAUCUAAAUCCUCCAGAGCCGGAGGAUCGUCUUUUAUUUGACCUUUUAAAUGAACAUAGACGUUGGAUAUAUUCAUAUCACUCUCAUGAUUCUUUAUUAGAAAAUAAGAUUGACGAGAAUCUCAGUCCUGAAGAACGACGUCAAGCUCUUGAAGAAUAUGAAACUUUAAAACAAUUACCUAUUCAACGUCAAUCAUCUUCUCAAUGUCUUCCGCCACAACGAUCAAAUUCUCUUAUUACAAAUAAUACAGGUGAUUAUCAAUAUUUUUAA
Rotaria sordida is the source of this 2961-nucleotide messenger RNA. Lineage: Eukaryota; Metazoa; Rotifera; Eurotatoria; Philodinida; Philodinidae. The record is from the annotation of a GenBank genome assembly.